CGACUCGGCUGCUGGUCAGUACGGCGCACAGCCUCGGCGGCCCACAUGGCCUCGUCACUGCCGACGACCCUCGACGAGCGCACGGUCGCCAACCUCAUCUCGACCCUCGACCGGACGCUCUACCCUGAGCCGACGGCGGGCUUCACGGCAAGGACGGCCAUCCUGAUCGCCUUGACUGCACUGUCGAUGCUUCUCGUCCUCCUGUACCUGUACCUACACUAUCGCAGCUCGUCAGAAGGCGUGCGGUGUCUAUGGUUUAUGCGCCUCAUCGACCGCCCAAGCGGCCGCUUCCUCGUCAUCAACCCUCGACUCGCAUGGGUCGGUACCGUCUUGCUGUACGGCUCGUACGAGCUCGUCAUCCUCGGCGUGUUCUGGCAAACCUACUCGCUCGGACGAGGGCAAAAGGCGUGGCUCGCCCUGCGCACGUUCGACGCGAUGGUCCUCGCGCUCGGUGGAUGGAUCAUCAGCUGGGCAGGUUUGACGGCUUUCCUCGUCGCGGUCGACUCGGAGCGCCACUGCGUAUCGGCACGCACCGCAAACUUCCUGUUCAUCGGUGGUGGGCUCACGCUCAUCGGCGUCCAAACGGCCCUCGCAACGGCGGUGACCGUCCUCCUCGAGCGCUUCUGGGACCGCUAUCUGGAACUACGUGGCGCCCUCGUCAGACUCGACCGGUCCCUCGACGGCAAAGCCCCGACGCUCCUCGACUUUGUCCCGCUUCGAGACCCGGCCGAGGCCUUCGCGGCCGCAGCGGGCCCAGCUCGAACCGCCAGCCUCGUCCAAUUCGCCUUCAUCAUCGUCUUUCCCCUGUCGAUCCUCGCCGUCAACUUUGGCGGCCUCGCUCUCGUACGUCGACUGCGGCAUCAGCUCAACGAGAGCGCCGAGUUCGACGCAUCGGCCAUCGAGAUCGACCUCGACCGCAACGCGACUAUGGUCAGCUCGGGCGGGCUCGGCCCCCGUCCGGCCCCAGCGCUCGAGGUCGCGUCGCCGUCAAGCAGCGGCUUCGGCGUGCGAGACGCACAGCUCGCCGUCUCGGUCGCACCAGAAGGCGGCAACGACGGCGUGCACGUCAAGGCGCACCAUCAGCUGGACGCUCGGGCCGUGCGGAUCUUGGACCGGCGAGGCGGCACGUCCGCCGCCAGGGCACAAACGCGUCGACUUCUCGUGCUCCAGAAGGCGAUGCGAGACCUCCAGAUGACGGCGUGGCACAUCGGCUUUGUCUCGACCUGCCUCCUCGCGACCACCAUCUGGCUCCUCUACUGCGCCGUGACCGACCGCACGACGUCGGGAGAAUGGGCCUACAUCGAGGGCACCGCCAUGCCGGCUCAGUGGAUCUACUCGGUCGCCGUCGUCGUCUCGCUCUUCUUCCUCAUCUACAACCAGCUGGCCAGCCGCCGACGCCUGGUCGGCCUCGAGAAGGGCGACGACUCGAACGCUGUCACGCCGCCCAAGCUCCAUGUCACCAUGCCUGCGUCUGGUCGCUCGACGCCUGGUUCCUCUCCUCUCGACUCGACGCGCUCGGCGACCCGCAGCCGCAGCCAGGGCGAGGUCGAGAACCCGGCAAAGGACGCGUUCGAGAAGCACCUGCUCGGCAUCGGCGACGACGACGGCGCUCCAGCCCCAGCCCGUCCUCCGUCAGACGCCGACAUGACACGGCGUCCCACCCUGCGCAAGAAGAGCUGGGCGUCGUUCGCGUCGCGGGAUUCUGGCGAGGGCGGCGGGCCGGCUUGGAGAUUGAGCUGGCCUGCGCGCGCCGUGCCGCCUCGCAUGGCGAGUGCGGCGGCGUCGGUCUUUGUGACGGUCGAGACGUCGCAAGUGUGCGACGACGGCGCGGUCGGGCAGUCGCUCGCGGCUCGGGAGGAGAACCUCGGGAGCGGACUUUUCGGCGGCGGCAUCGAGAGGGCCUGA
Rhodotorula graminis WP1 is the source of this 1905-nucleotide messenger RNA. RefSeq lists its product as uncharacterized. The record is from RefSeq and is a predicted model, not a curated record. The transcript is spliced from 8 exons. Lineage: Eukaryota; Fungi; Basidiomycota; Microbotryomycetes; Sporidiobolales; Sporidiobolaceae. Bases 46 to 1905 code for a protein of 619 amino acids.